AUGCUGGCUGCCGGCAUCGCGGCAUGGCCCGCCGUGGCCGCGGGUGACACCAAGCUGCUGUGCGACGUCGACUGCGUAGCACGCCUGGAGUCUGCAGAGCUGGUGACCACACCCUCUGGGCUGCAGUACCGCGAUAUCACAGUGGGCACAGGCCCGCAAGCCGAGGUGGGCUACCAGGCUGUGGUGCACUACGUGGCUCAGCUGCCCAACGGCCGCGUGUUUGAGAACAGCCUCGAGCGCGGCGCACCCUUUGAUGUCAGGAUUGGCACGGGCAUGGUUGUGGCUGGCCUGGACGAGGCGCUCUCCACCAUGCGCGUCGGAGGCGUGCGGCGCGUCUACGUGCCCGGGCCCCUGUCGUUCCCCAAGUCACUCAAGGCCGCCGCAGGCCGGCCCACGGUGCCGGCGAACUCGCCAGUGAUCUUUGAUGUUUCGCUCCUUUACAUUCCUGGCCUGGACGAUGAGUAG
Messenger RNA from Monoraphidium neglectum, 465 nucleotides. RefSeq lists its product as hypothetical. The transcript has 5 exons. Lineage: Eukaryota; Viridiplantae; Chlorophyta; Chlorophyceae; Sphaeropleales; Selenastraceae. The record is from RefSeq and is a predicted model, not a curated record. Bases 1 to 465 code for a protein of 154 amino acids. Gene Ontology annotation, molecular function: peptidyl-prolyl cis-trans isomerase activity.